Messenger RNA from Strongylus vulgaris, 501 nucleotides. NCBI's taxonomy places the organism in Eukaryota, Metazoa, Nematoda, Chromadorea, Rhabditida, Strongylidae. The record is from the annotation of a GenBank genome assembly.
AUGAUCCAUGGCUACGCAAUGCCUGUCUACGUACAUACCUUGCCGAGGAUAGGAAGAUGGCUGAAUGCUCCUGGUAUGGAAAAUGAUAAACAAUUGGCUUUUGAAGUGCAUAUCAAAUUCGAUAACGAGGUGUUCUCGGCUCGUGAUAUUAUAAUCGACUUGCCUGGCAUGGCAUGCCUGGUUGAGGCUGUCCCAAAUGCGAUUCCACUUAUGAAGGGGAGGCUACCUGUUGAGAGUGCGGAUGCAGACACUUAUACUGCUGUGAGGUUGAAUUCGGACGAUCUAGUAAGUAUCGCAAACGCAAAAGACGAAAGGGAAGAAAGUUGUUGGUUCACUCUACUUAACUCUACUUACAAUCCCGUGAGGAAGAAGAUUAAGGAGAAUAGCCAUUCGAAGACUAUUCCCUCUGAUCUCUCAUUUUUUACUUUCAAAACGGCCAUUGAACGGCAAGGGGAGUUUGUGAAUGUCGAACAAGACGCAACUCCAUGCGGAGGAAAUUAA